AUGCUUCUCCGCUCCCUUCCCGGUGCUGCUCGUGCCUCAACAGGUACCUCGAAAGCAUGCACGCGAAUUGCCUCCUGCUCGACUCGAAACUUCCAAUCCUCGGCACGGUCUUUGGCUCCGAUUUUUGCUGCCGCUCAACAGCCUCCCAUGACCAGCCAUUCGCAAAGCCGAACCGCUCACGCCAUCUCCAACCCUACACUUGCCGGGAUCGAGAAGAGAUGGGAAGGAUUGCCCCCACAGGAACAGGCUGAGCUGUGGAUGCAGCUGAGAGAUCGUAUGAAGGUUGAUUGGCAUGAAUUAACUUUGCAAGAAAAGAAAGCCGCAUGGUGGAUUGCAUUUGGACCUCAUGGCCCUCGCGCAGAGACGCCACCGGGCGAAUGGACAAAAGUUUGGCUAUACACCGCAGCUGGUGUCGGAAUAUCCGCAGUCCUUUUCCUCCUCCUUCAAACAAGUGCCAGACCGCCACCACGCACCAUGACUAAAGAGUGGCAGGAAGCGACCAACGAAUAUCUCAAGUCCGAGAAGAGCAACCCCAUCUACGGUAUCAGCAGUGAAGGAUAUCAAGGAAAGGGCCACGUUCAGAGCAAGUCGGCCAAGGCUCAGGGCAUCAAGCUGGAGCCGGAUGAGUAA
Messenger RNA from Capronia epimyces CBS 606.96, 630 nucleotides. Its product is annotated as cytochrome c oxidase subunit 4. The coding region runs from base 1 to 630 and encodes 209 amino acids. The record is from RefSeq and is a predicted model, not a curated record. Gene Ontology annotation, biological process: mitochondrial electron transport, cytochrome c to oxygen. NCBI's taxonomy places the organism in Eukaryota, Fungi, Ascomycota, Eurotiomycetes, Chaetothyriales, Herpotrichiellaceae. The transcript has 3 exons.